CCCCCAUCUUGGUAAGAAGGAAAGAGACGUUGGGGUGGCCUCGCGUAGCUCGAAUGGCAAAAAGUGGCAGCAAUUUUACUGUGGGUAUCAACUGAUGUGCUUCACCAAUCAUUGAUCAGCCCAACUUUCACACAGCUGGGAUCUUUCAAACUAUUUAUUUAUCGGUAUUUAUUUACUCAGUUUGUAUAUCUGCUCAUCUCACCUGUGUGACUCUUGUCCAGUCACUGAGCCAAUCUCCAGAUCAGAGGCCUGCCUUACAAAGAGGGAUCAGCAUCAGCCCAACCAGCAGCUGACAGAUUAACAGCUAAGAACUGAUGGGAUGGGAGCAGGUGGGAAACUUCUUAAUAGUGUAAAGCUCCCCUCUGCCUGGUCUCCAUUUAACAACUGUCAGUGAAUCUGGAAUUAUCUUCUUUUUGAAGUUUUCUUGCCACUUGGUGAUAUUUGCAGGAAGGGGAGCAAAACAAAGCCAAGAGACUUCACCAAUUUCUUUCCUCGGUGUGCUCUCCAUUUUGUUUGUUCGUUUGUUUGUGUCCUGCCUUUAUUAUUUUUACAAAUAACUCAAGGUGGCAAAUAUACCUAAUAUUCCUCCUUACUCCUAUUUUCCCCGCAACAACAACCCUGCGAAGUGGGUUGGGCUGAGAGAGAGUGACUGGCCCAAAGUCACCCAGCUGGUUUUCAUGGCUAAGGUGGGAUCUGAACUCAUGAUCUGCCGCUUUCCACUCCCGCUGGUGCCGUAACCACUAGACCAAUCUGCGAAUGAGGGCAUCAGCAGUUGGCCACGCUGCCUCUGUGGGCAGGGAUGGAGAUCACCAAUGAAACAUUAUUUUUUUCCGCAAAGACGCUGUGGUUUUCUACAGAUUCAAGGGCUGGUCGGUAAAUACUUUGAGUCAGACAUGGAAAAAGGGUCUUUUGAGGGAAAAGAUUUGCUACUGAGUUUGAUAUUAUGCUUGAACAGUUAAAUGAUAAUGAGUAAAACUCCUACAAAAUAAUGUUGGUGCAGGCUGAGCAGCUUCCUUUGCUGAAGGAAUUAGAGAGAGAGUUAGCAGAGGUUGCAACCAGCUGAAGAAGCGGGAGCUCAUCCUUCUGCCCUUUGAAACAAUUCAUCUGUAGGGUGCAGUGGAAUCUUCUUGGGAGGGAAAAAGAGAGAGGCAGCGCACCUGACUCCCAUUCAACAAGAGAAGGAGGAGGUCUGCUUGACAAUGGCAGCAGAAGAUUCGUUGUCAUCUCCUGGCUUGGAUCAGGUAGCUGGUGAGAAGUUCCUGCAGGAAGCCUUCCAGAUCAUGCUUGAAGAAGGGAUUCGAAAAGGGAUGGAUGCCUCUGAAAAGGUGUGUAUUUGGAAAGAACCUGAGGAACUGCAGCAAAUUCUGGACCUGAAUCUAAAAGACAUUGGGGAGCCACAUGAAAGGUUGCUGGAACGCUGUCGGGAAGUUAUCAGAUACAGUGUGAAAACGUGUCAUCCACGCUUCUGCAAUCAGCUAUUUUCUGGGCUUGAUCCCCAUGCUCUGGCUGGACGGAUGAUCACAGAGAUGCUCAACACUAGCCAAUACACGUAUGAGAUUGCACCUGUAUUUGUCUUGAUGGAGGAAGUGGUGCUGAAGAAACUGCGAAAAUUGGUUGGCUGGGAAAAAGGCGAUGGAAUCUUCUCCCCUGGAGGGUCCAUCUCCAACAUGUAUGCCAUGAAUGUGGCACGGUAUCACCGUUUCCCAGACUGCAAGCAGAAAGGGCAUUGGGCAAUACCAAAGCUGGCAGUGUUUACAUCAGAAGAGUGCCACUACUCCAUCCAAAAAGGAGCAGCUUUUUUGGGCAUCGGCACUGACAAUGUCUACCUUGUAGCAGUGGAUGAAAAAGGGAAAAUGAUCCCCGCUGAUCUAGAGGAAAAGAUCAACCAGGCCAAAUCAGAGAGAGCGCUCCCCUUCUUUGUCAAUGCCACCUGUGGCACCACUGUCCUGGGAGCUUUUGACCCCCUGCCUGAAAUUGCAGAGGUGUGCACAAGACACAAACUCUGGUUCCAUGUGGACGCAGCCUGGGGUGGCAGUGCUCUCCUCUCCCAAAGACAUCGGCAUCUUCUGGAUGGGAUCGAAAGGGCUGAUUCGGUGGCUUGGAAUCCCCACAAAAUGCUUAUGACUGGGCUUCAGUGUUCUGCCUUUCUGGUCCAGGAUAACUCUGGACUCCUGCAGAGAUGCCACUGUGCCCAAGCUACCUACCUCUUCCAGACGGACAAGUUCUACAACAUAGCUUAUGACAGGGGAGAUCAAACCAUCCAGUGUGGACGCAAAGUAGAUUGCUUUAAGUUGUGGCUGAUGUGGAAGGCCAACGGCAGCAAAGGCUUGGAGCAGAGAGUGGAUAGGGCCUUUGCUUACACUAGGUAUCUAGCUGAUGAAAUUAAGAAGAGAGAAGGUUUUCAGCUAGUGAUAGAGCCAGAGUUUAUCAAUCUCUGUUUUUGGUAUGUACCUCCCAGUCUGCGAGGGCAGGAAGGCUGCACCGGUUACUGGGUGAAAUUGGAGAAGGUAGCUCCACUGAUUAAGGAGCGGAUGAUGAAGAAAGGUUCCAUGUUGGUGGGCUAUCAGCCACAUGGCAAAAAGGUGAACUUUUUCCGCCAGGUGGUCACCAAUCCAGCAGUCACCAGGGAUGACCUAGAUUUCUUCCUUGAUGAAAUUGAGAGGCUUGGCAGAGAUCUAUAGAUUGUGUACAAUACGGACUGGAACAGUUACGUAUGUGGUUCAAAAGCAGACAUCAGCCACCUUAAUUCCAAUCACCGUGCACCAUGGUUGAAAUAGCUUGGAAGCUACACUUCUCCAACUACUGACAUGGUGUCUUUGCUGCUACCAAACCAUUUUAUAGAUAAACAUGCUGUGAAGAUGUCACAAUAAUGUGUGCGCCCCACCCUUUUCUCCCCCCCCCCGCCCCAUUGUUCUCUCUUUCUGUAACUGUGGGUGUGUUCCAAAAUUAAAGCGAAUGCAUGCUUUUAAUUUCCUCGCUGCCUUCUGCAAAAAACAAGGAAAGCCUAGGAUUAUCAGAGGUGAACUCCAAAAUCCAGCAGCCACCAAGUAGCAGCAAAUAGAUACAGACAAUUCAACCUCUUUGCUGCCAGCUAGUAGCUUGGAGUUUUGCAGUUCGGAACUGGUAGCCCUUGGGAAAUUGUAACUCCCUAGUGAUCAUUUAUUCUGGCUUCACCUCUUCUGUCUGAAUCACCUCAGUGCUUUUCCAUAAGUUUCUGGUAUACCUUUCUGUAGCCCUUCUCUUCUUGAAGAGGAGCAGCUGGAGAAAGAAAAGAUGAUUGAGGCUGGUUUGAGGGAUUAGCAGAUCAAGAGUACAGCAUCUCUGCUUCCUGAGCCCUGCUCUGAUUAUGUGUUGCUGGGUCUUAAGGACUCAUAGUCUCCAUGAAUGAUUUGCUCCUAACCUGGUCUGAGAUUUCCCCCAAUUUCUACUGUGCUGCUUCAUCGUGAACUGGGGCUGUUCUGGGAGGGACUAGUGAAGAAUAUUGGGAGUACAUGCCAAGAUUCUGAAAGAUCUCCUGUAUGGCGAAUUAGUGCAGGGAACGCGCCCCAGAGGGAGACCACAGCUGUGAUAUAAGGUUACCUGCAAGAGGGACCUAAAGGCCCUGGGAAUGGACGUUAACAACUGGGAAACCUUGACCUCCGAUCGUUCAGCUUGGAGGCUAAAGACACAGCAUGGCCUUCUCCAAUUCGAAGAGACAUUUGUUCAGCAGGCUGAGGCAAAGAGGCAGUCCCGGAACCAGCGAAAUCUGGGGGCUGGGCAGGGGACAGGAUGUAUCUGCCCUCAGUGUGGAAGGGAUUGCCACUCUCGAAUUGGCCUUUUUAGCCACACUCGAUGCUGUUUCCAGAGCAUGAUACCAUAGUCUUUUGAGACUGAAUGAUGCCAACUGAAAUGCCAAGAGUAUAUAUUCCCAGCAGAUGGGAAGGUCACCCAGCUAAAGCAAGCAGGAACCUAUAGUUGGCAGGAACAGUAUAGGAAGAUGUUGGGUCAGAUGAUCACUUAGUGGCAAUGGCAAAGGCAUUAAUUCAGAUUCAUAUGGGGGGGGGGAGAAAGACAAUGGUAAAUCACUCCUGUAUUUUUACCAAGAAAAUGAUAUGGACAAGCCCUGCUUUAGAAGAUAAAAAUGGAUAGUUCUUUUUUUUUUUUUUGCAAACUAACCUACUUUUCAAGUAAGAUUUAAUUAAAAUCUAAUCCACAUUCUUCUCUCUCUCUCUCUCUUUCCCCAUUUGACUCCUUAAAAAGUCUCUAUAGUUUUGGGGCAAGAAUUUUCAAAGUAGUUUGCCAUUGCUUUCUUCCUGGGGCUGGGAGGGAGUGACUGGCUUAAAGACAUGCAUCUGGCUUUGUGCCUAAGGUGUGAUUAGAACUCACAGACUCCUGGGUUCUAGCUUUACUUGUUUAACCUACUAAAGUUAUUUGUAUUUUUAAUGAAAGGGAAAGAUGAAAACAACGUAAAGCUUAAUUGCUACAGAGGUUGAAUUUAUGUACUGUAUGCGCAUUUUACUUACCUUCCUAUGUAUUUAAAUGUACUGCUUUUAUAAAACUCCACCAUUUUAUACAUGGCAG
This is a messenger RNA of Ahaetulla prasina, 4560 nucleotides long. It is a transcript of the gene CSAD, whose product is annotated as cysteine sulfinic acid decarboxylase. The transcript is spliced from 17 exons. Bases 1200 to 2681 code for a protein of 493 amino acids. The record is from RefSeq and is a predicted model, not a curated record. Lineage: Eukaryota; Metazoa; Chordata; Lepidosauria; Squamata; Colubridae. Gene Ontology annotation, biological process: carboxylic acid metabolic process. Gene Ontology annotation, cellular component: cytoplasm. Gene Ontology annotation, molecular function: sulfinoalanine decarboxylase activity; pyridoxal phosphate binding.